Ictidomys tridecemlineatus (thirteen-lined ground squirrel) is the source of this 860-nucleotide messenger RNA. Lineage: Eukaryota; Metazoa; Chordata; Mammalia; Rodentia; Sciuridae. The record is from RefSeq and is a predicted model, not a curated record.
UAUCCUAACUCUGGCAUGGUUUCUUCAGGCCACCAGGACAGUCCAGAGGUCAGCAGGAAGUUGGAGCUGGAAGCUGCAGUGGCACGCCUGCGCACAGAGAUCCAAGAGCUAGACCAGAACCUGGAGCUGAUGGAGCGAGAGGCUGAGGCUCAGGACCUGGCUGUGGAGCAGAUGCUGCAGAGCACACGGGACACCCAGUAUCGAGCUCUCCUCCUCCGGGCCCAAACUGGAAACCUGCGAAGACAGCAGCACGGACUGCGAAUCCCCACGCAGCAGCUGCAGAAUCAGCUCAGGCGCCUACAGGACAUAGAGAGGUGGGCCUCAUCUGCCCAAGAGACCAGCUUUCACCAGGUGGCCACACAUUUACCUCUGAGAUCCCAGUGUUCUUACCUGAUCCUUUACUGGGUUCCAGAAUUCUGCACAACCAACCCUAGGAUUUAAGGCCCAUAAGCCCAGUUAGUUUUGCACCAUCUCUUGGGUAACAACAAUAGACAUAGGACAGGCCCCUGUUUAUGCUCCUGGACCUUAUGCUCUGAUGCAGAGAAGGCAGACUGCAAACUAGGAAACAGAUCCUGUCAUUUUGGGGAGAAAUAAGUUCAAUGAAGAAAAGACUGUGUGACCAAGGGAAAGGUGUUUGCUACCUGAGCUAGGAUGCUCAGGACAAGCCUCUCUGAGGAGGUAACCUGGGUUGGGGCACAAAUAUUCAUGGAGAGGGAACAGCCAGGCUCCAAUCUUGGCCUUCAGGAAGAGCUGCCAAGAGGCAAAUACAGCUCAGUAUUUGAAGACAGGAGGGACAAGAUGAAGAGGUGAGGUAGGAGAAGCAGUCAGAUGGCCCUGGAGGCAUAGGAGUUUUACUGGUA